Molecule: messenger RNA, 371 nt
Organism: Hyposmocoma kahamanoa
Lineage: Eukaryota; Metazoa; Arthropoda; Insecta; Lepidoptera; Cosmopterigidae
Gene: Urm1
Product: ubiquitin-related modifier 1 homolog
Exons: 2
Coding region: 42-371 (109 amino acids)
Biological process (GO): tRNA thio-modification; protein urmylation
Cellular component (GO): nucleus; cytoplasm
Molecular function (GO): protein tag activity
Source: RefSeq, a predicted model, not a curated record
CUAUAAUUUACACUUAAAAUUUUUGAUAAUUUGUGUUAAAAAUGUCCGAAACGCUAAAACUAAAUCUGCAAUUCGGUGGCGGAGCUGAAUUGCUAUUCGAUAAAAUAAAAAAAAGAGAAAUAGAGCUUCCGAACUUAAAGAAAUAUUAUCCCGAGAGUGCAAAUGAACGAUGGACAAUACGCGAAUUAUUACUUUGGAUUAAGGAUAAUCUAUUGAGGGAGAGACCAGAAUUGUUUCUACAGGGUGACUCCGUAAGACCAGGCAUCUUAGUGUUAAUAAAUGACUCGGACUGGGAGCUCGCCGGGGAGCUGGAUUAUGAGCUAAAGAGUAACGACACUGUAAUGUUCAUAUCCACUUUGCAUGGAGGAUAG